Messenger RNA from Gekko japonicus, 1059 nucleotides. RefSeq names its product ceroid-lipofuscinosis, neuronal 6, late infantile, variant (gene CLN6). The transcript is spliced from 7 exons. Lineage: Eukaryota; Metazoa; Chordata; Lepidosauria; Squamata; Gekkonidae. The annotation marks the transcript as partial. The record is from RefSeq and is a predicted model, not a curated record.
UCGGCGCGGAGGCGCGCGGCGGCCGCGGGCUCCUCGCCGGGCAGGCAUGGACCCGCCAAAGAGGAGAGGGACUGCAGGAAUUCUCCGUUCCAUUUCGACUUGUGGUUUUACUUCACCCUGCAGAAUUGGUUGCUGGACUUUGGUCGCCCGAUUGCCAUGAUCCUGCUUCCGCUAGAAUGGUUCCCACUGAACAAGCCGAGCGCUGGAGAUUAUUUGCACAUGGCUUACAAUGUUAUCACUCCCUUUCUUCUUCUGAAGCUCAUCGAGCGGUCCCCCAAGACCCUCCCCCGGUCCAUGGUGUACAUCACCAUCAUCAUCUUCGUCAUGGGAGCCAGCAUUCACCUGGUGGGCGACUCCGUCAAUCACCGGCUGAUCUUCAGCGGCUAUCAGCUCCACCUAUCGGUCCGAGAGAACCCCAUCAUCAAGAGCCUCAAGCCGGAGACGCUGAUCGAUUCUUUUGAACUGCUGUACUACUACGAUGAAUAUCUCGGUCAUUCGAUGUGGUACAUCCCCUUCUUCCUCAUCCUGUGCAUCUAUUUUUCCGGCUGCUUCAUUCCCAAGAAAGAAGAGCCACAAAUCCCGGCCUCCGCGUUGCUCCUGAUUGGACCCAGCAGCCUCUAUUACUGGUACCUCGUCACCGAAGGUCAAAUUUUCAUCCUCUUCAUCUUCACCUUCUUUGCCAUGAUGGCACUGGUGAUGCACCAGGAGCGGAAGGGCCUGAUCCUGGACAGCAACGGCCGCUUCCUCUUCUACUCCUUCAUCAUCACGCUGGUCUUGAUCGCCCUCUGGGUCGGCUGGCUCUGGAACGACCGGACCCUGCGGAAGAAAUAUCCCGGCAUCAUCUACAUUCCGGAACCGUGGGCCUUCUACACGUUGCAUCUGAGUCAUUUGCACUCCCCGGUGGAAGAGAACGUUUAGCUUUUGGAAAGACCUUUUUGGGAAGACUCUCAGAGGGAGGGGGCUCGUCCGGGAGGAAGCGUCUUCGCUGCAAAGCCUGUUGUAUAGGGUGGGGUUUUAUAUGGCAGCAGGCGAGACAUUAUUCCUCCCCCCCCCCCCCCC